Molecule: messenger RNA, 1455 nt
Organism: Cantharellus anzutake
Lineage: Eukaryota; Fungi; Basidiomycota; Agaricomycetes; Cantharellales; Hydnaceae
Product: glucan 1,3-beta-glucosidase
Exons: 15
Coding region: 1-1455 (484 amino acids)
Biological process (GO): glucan catabolic process
Cellular component (GO): cell surface; extracellular region
Molecular function (GO): beta-glucosidase activity
Source: RefSeq, a predicted model, not a curated record
AUGUCGAACUUGAAGAUUUUCGUACCCCCAGCCCCAAACGCAGCUGUCUCUGGUAUCCUAGGCACCCGCGGGAUGGAGAUCGUCGAUGUACACGGGAAUAAAGUCGUCCUCAAAGGAGCUGGUCUAGGAGGUCACUUGAACAUGGAAAACUUCAUCACAGGAUACGCUGGUCAUGAACAAGGAAUGAGACGGGCGGUUCAGAAGGUACUCGGGGAGCACAAAUCCAACUAUUUUUUUCACAAGCUCCUUGAAUACUUCUUCGAUGAUCUGGACGCCGAAUUUUAUGCGUCUUUGGGGUUCAAUUGUCUGAGAAUACCUUUCAACUACCGGCACUUUGAAGACGACAUGAAUCCGGGUACUUAUGACGAGCGUGGCUUCCUCUGGCUUGAUCGAAUCAUCAAUAUUUGUGCACGCCAUGGUAUCUACACCGUUCUGGACAUGCAUACCGUUCCUGGUGCCCAGAAUCAAAACUGGCACAGCGAUAAUCCAACGAACACGGCGUUGUUCUGGGAGCACAUUGAUUUCCAGAAUCGCGCUAUUCGUUUGUGGGAAGCCUUGGCUGCCCGUUAUAAAGGUAAUACGUGGGUAGCGGGCUACAACCCGCUUAAUGAACCUGGGGACGAGUAUCAUUAUCGUUUACUGAACUGGUACGAACGGGUCGAGAAGGCCAUCCGAGGGGUAGAUCCUGAUCAUAUUUUGUUUUUGGACGGAAAUACGGUUGGUGUUGAACUUUUUAAGAGCCCUCUGCCCAAUUCUGUCUACGCGAUUCAUGACUACUCAAUCUAUGGAUUUCCAGGGAGUGAGCCGUACUCGGGUUCGGAACGACAGCUGCAGCAUUUGUGGGACCAAUAUGAUCAUAAAGUCGAAUAUCAUGGCAAAGCGAACGUGCCAAUCUGGAAUGGAGAAUUUGGUCCUGUAUAUUCAUCCCCUCGCGAUGGGGAUAACUGGCAAGAAACUAAUCUACAGCGGUAUCACCUUCUCAAGGACCAGCUCUCCAUCUAUGCGCAGGAAGGAAUAUCGUGGUCUAUCUGGCUUUACAAAGACAUCGGCCUCCAAGGCAUGGUCUACGUGUCGCCGGAAUCUCCAUAUCUAAAACGCUUUGGAGAAUUCAUAGCUAGGAAGAGGCGGUUGGCUGCCGAUGAAUGGGGGGCAGAUGUGACAGCUGUUGAGAGUGUUUUUGAGCCUCUUAUAGCUUGGUUCAAUGAACAAGUUCCCAACUUUAAUAAGUAUCCUAGCGCAUGGGGUACAAAGAAACAUUGUGCGUUUACCCUCCGGCUUGAACGAGUGACUCGUCAUAUCUUAUUGAGCGACUCCUUGUGUGGGGAGUACGCUGAGCUCUUCCGUGGUUUGACUAUGGAGGAGUUGGAUGCCUUAGCUGCAUCAUUCAAAUAUGAGAACUGUGUCCAGCGGCAAGAACUGAACCAGAUUUUGAAAGCAAAUUCGGGCAAAGAAUAA